CUGUUUGUCGUUUUAUAUAAAACUACUACCAAACCGGCUGCUUCGGUUGGAUUUGUACCUGUGAGCCAACAAUUCAAACCGACCCCUGGCUCGCCCUCAACCAACCCCCCUACCAGAACAUACAGCAUCUCCUCCCGCUGCUGCUGCUGCUGCUGCUGCUGCUGCUGCUGCUGCUGCUGCUGCUUCAUCAGCCGUCUCGACCUCUCGACCCUCUCUGCGUCUCCAUCGCCUCUCUUCUAUCUAGAGCUAGACCCUCUUUAUCCUCGUGGUUUCUCUCUCCAUCCCGGCUCUUACUUGCGCCCUGCUAAGAGAAAGAGAAAGAGGCAAAAAAGAAAAGGCUGUGAUUUAUCUACCAGCCGCUUUUUCCGGAUUGCUCUCUCUCUCUCUCUCCCUGUCUCUCUCUAUAUCCUCGUUCUUCAGUUCUUCAUUGAGGUCGGUUUACAUUUUUCUCAUCUGGUUGCUUGCAAGAAACGAAACGGAAAAGGAGACUCCCGAAUGUAG
Messenger RNA from Trichophyton verrucosum HKI 0517, 501 nucleotides. RefSeq lists its product as uncharacterized. The transcript has a single exon. Lineage: Eukaryota; Fungi; Ascomycota; Eurotiomycetes; Onygenales; Arthrodermataceae. The record is from RefSeq and is a predicted model, not a curated record.